Cooperia oncophora is the source of this 783-nucleotide messenger RNA. NCBI's taxonomy places the organism in Eukaryota, Metazoa, Nematoda, Chromadorea, Rhabditida, Trichostrongylidae. The record is from the annotation of a GenBank genome assembly.
CUUAAUAUUUUCUUCCACACGCAUUCAAGACAUGAUCGUGACAAGUAUAUCACAGUAGACAAAGAAAAUAUUAAGCCUGACUGGCUUGACCAAUUCUUACUGGAGACGACUGCAACCAAUAACAAUUACGAUCUAACAUAUGAUUACGGAAGCCUGAUGCACUACGGAACAACAAGCGCCUCUCGCAACGAAAAACCUACUAUGGUACCUACUCCGGAUGCACGGUACGGAGAAACUCUGGGAUCUCCUUUCAUUUCCUUCUAUGAUUUGCUUAUGCUCAACAAGUACUACAAUUGCACCGACGCAUGCAAAGGAACGAAGACGGUGUGUCAGAAUGAAGGAUUCCCACAUCCUCGCCGUUGUUCAGAAUGCAUUUGCCCAAGCGGGUAUGGUGGAAAGCUCUGUGAGAAAAAGCCGGACGAUUGUGGUAGAGAAGUGGAGGCGACGGACACAUGGAGUAAACUUGUAGACAGUGUAGGCGAAAACACCACUUUCACUGCGCGUGAAGACUUCAAGAAAUGCAAUUACUGGAUCAGGGCGAAACCUGGAAAAAAGAUCGAAGUCAAACUUGCUUACUUCCCUGCUUCACUAGCCGUCGAUGGAUGCAAGUAUGCCGGCGUUGAAAUCAAAACAGAUCCAGACAAGCGUCGCACCGGUUACAGGUUCUGUUCGAAGGGCGCUAUUGGCACCAUACUGAAAUCGUCUUCUAACAUUGUCCCUGUAAUAACCUACAACAGACUUUACUUCACCGAAACGGAACUGGAAUACCGCGCCGUCGAUUGA